AGCGAGCCGCUUUGAACGAACACCCUCUUCGACAUAUCAACCACCCAAUAUGUCUCGAUUCUUUCACGGCAGUGACAGCUCGAGUGAAAGCUCCUCCGACGAGGAGUUGUACGGAAGCGAUGAGGAGGAGCCCACCACCCGCGCGGCGGAAGACAGCUCUGAGGAGGACAGCGACGAUGACGAUGACGACGACUCAGAUUCCAGCAGCGACGACGAGGGUGGCAAAACCGGUGCCAGCCGUUUCUUGCGCGAGGCCAGCUCGGACUCCGAGGACAGCGACGAGGAGAAAGUCACAGUUGUGAAGUCUGCAAAGGACAAGCGAUUUGACGAACUUGAGGGCACCAUCAAGCUGAUUGAGAAUGCCGAGAAAAUCAGCGACUGGAAUGCGAUCAACGAGCACUACGAUAAAAUGAACAGGCAACUACCGACUCUCAUGCGUGACUUGGACGGCAAGCCACCGAAAAUGUACAUUCAGACCAUCGCCGAAUUGGAGACACGAGUUGCGGAGGCAUUUGAGAAGCAGAAGGUCACGCCCGGCAAGAAGAUGAACCCGAUCGCUCAGAAGGGUCUCAACGCGCUGCGACAGAAGAUCAAGAAGAACAACCGUGACUACGCGACCGAGCUCGAGACUUUCAGGAAAAACCCUGACGAGUAUAUGAAGGAGGAGAUUGUAGAGGAGGCAGCGCCAACACCAAAGAGGGUGAAGAAGAGCUUGACAGUGGAGAGUGUGCAGGAUGCUGGAGAUGAUGGCUUCACCAUGGUCGGUGCUGGUGGCAAGGCCAUGGUAUACACACCGGAGAGCAUCUUGAAGCAUCUAAGGUCAAUCGUCGAGUCCCGAGGAAGGAAGAACACCGACCGUUUGGAGCAGAUCAAGAUCAUGGAGCGUUUACUGGAGGUUGCUAUCAACGACUACCAGCGCAUCCGCGUCCUCCUGACAUCAGUCGCUACCCGAUUCGACAUCACAUCCGGAACUGGUAAUCAGAUGACCCAGGAACAGUGGAAGGCUUCUCAGUCGGAGAUCGGCCAACUGCUCACCGUCCUCGAGAAGAACCCCAACAUGAUUGUUACCGAGAAUGCGGAGGAGUGGGAAGACGAUGAAAAGCUGCCGACCAUCACCCCUGGCGAGAUCUUCAAGAUUCCUGGCAACGUAGUCUCCUUUGUUGAGCGCCUGGAUGACGAGCUCACUCGAGUCUUGCAGCAGGUCGAUCCACAUACUGCGGAGUACGUCGAGCGUCUGACUGACGAAACGUCUCUCUACACCAACUUGGUUCGCGCUCAAAUCUACGCCGAGCGAUUGAGAUCCACACCCAAACUGGAUGCAUCGCCGGAAUAUGUCAACCGCGUUGUCAUGCGCCGCCUUGAACAUGUGUACUUCAAGCCUUCUCAAGUUUGCAUCAUCCUCGAGGAGAACAGCUGGAAGGACAUUCCCACCGCGAACGACUCGAAGAUCACUCCGCGCUCUCAGGCCAAGGAUGUCACAACGCUUGUGCAGACUCUCGCCACCUACCUUUUCCAAAACGCCGAUGGCAUCAUCAAGGGCCGCGCUAUGCUGUGCCAGAUUUACUUCCUCGCACUCCACGAUCAGUACUUCAAGGCAAGGGACAUGAUGCUCAUGUCGCAUUUGCAGGAGACCAUCGGCAGCUUCGACGUCAACACCCAGAUCCUCUACAACCGCACUCUCACCCAAGUCGGUCUCUGUGCUUUCCGUGCCGGUCUUGUCUACGAGUGCCAGACCGCUCUUCAGGACAUCUGCGGUAGCCAGAGGCAGAAGGAGCUUCUCGCACAAGGUCUGCAGAUGCAGCGCUACUCUCAAAUAACACCCGAGCAAGAGCGUUUGGAGAGACAACGCCAGCUUCCAUUCCACAUGCACAUCAACCUGGAGCUUCUCGAGUGUGUCUACCUCACAUGCUCUAUGCUCCUCGAAAUCCCAACCCUCGCCCAGGCUGGCAGCUCGCCAGACCUCAAGAAGCGUGUCAUCUCCAAGUCAUAUCGCCGUAUGCUCGAGUAUCACGAGCGUCAAAUCUUCACUGGCCCACCAGAGAACACUCGCGACCACGUCAUGCAAGCGUCAAAAGCUCUUGCCGCCGGAGAGUGGAAAAAGGCUGCCGACUUCAUCACGACUAUCAAGAUCUGGGACCUGCUACCGAAGGCGGCCGAGAUCAAGACCAUGCUCGAGGCUCAGAUCCAAGAGGAGGGUCUGCGAACAUACCUCUUCACCUACGCUCCGUUCUACGACACUCUCAGCGUUGAAAACCUCGCUGGCAUGUUCGAUCUUGAACCUCGCAAGGUCGCCGCUAUCGUCUCCAAGAUGAUCCAUCACGAGGAUCUCGCCGCGGCUCUCGAUCAAGUUAACAGCGCGAUCAUCUUCCGGAAGGGCGUGGAACUCAGUCGUCUGCAAAGUCUCGCCCUUACACUCAGCGACAAGGCUCAGAAUCUCAUCGAAUCAAAUGAGCGGGUACUGGAACAGCGAACACAAGGCACAGCGCACGCUUUCGAGCGGCAAGGCGGCCGUGGAGGACGUGGUGGCCGAGGAGGUGGCCGUGGCGGCGGACGAGGUGGACGAGGUGGUGGUCGUGGUGGCAGUGUCGAGGGCGCGCCCAAUCGGGGAGGUGGGGCAGGUUUCACAGGCGGUGCAUUGGGCAAUGCCAUCCGAGCGCAGUAGAUCACGG
This is a messenger RNA of Zymoseptoria tritici IPO323, 2669 nucleotides long. RefSeq lists its product as uncharacterized. Gene Ontology annotation, biological process: translational initiation. Gene Ontology annotation, molecular function: RNA binding; translation initiation factor binding; translation initiation factor activity. Gene Ontology annotation, cellular component: eukaryotic translation initiation factor 3 complex. NCBI's taxonomy places the organism in Eukaryota, Fungi, Ascomycota, Dothideomycetes, Mycosphaerellales, Mycosphaerellaceae. The record is from RefSeq and is a predicted model, not a curated record. Bases 50 to 2662 code for a protein of 870 amino acids. The transcript has a single exon.